AUGUCUGUGGGAACAUCCCCAUCAACCGCUUUUGUCGUCGCUCUUUGUACCAUCUCGGGUUUGUACUUGUGGCGAAGCAAGGAUAAUGCUCGCGCGGCAGGGAAACGGUUACCCCCGGGUCCUCCUCGUCUACCUUUGAUAGGCAACCUUUUGCAGAUGCCGGACGAUCACGAAUGGCUUCGUUACGAGCUGUGGGGAAAGCAAUACGGCUCGGAGUUGAUACACGUUGAUGCCCUGGGUAGCCACUUCAUCAUAGUGAAUUCCGCUGAAGCCGCUACAGAGUUGUUGGACAAACGGUCCUCGCAGUAUUCGGAUAGGCCAGCUUUUCCUGUUUUGAGGUUCAUGCUGGGUUUCCAAUGGGCAAUGGUUUUCCUCCCGUACGGCGAUCGACUGAGGGCCUUGCGCAAAAGGUUCGACACUUUCUUCCGGCCAGCUAUCUUGACAGAAUACCAUCCAAUUGAAACUGGGGCCGUACACCAACUCUUGCGGAGCCUUGUGAACAGGCCUGAUGAAUUCUGCGCUCAUCUCAGGCAUAUGGCGGGUACCAUCAUACUGGCCGUCGCAUAUGGGAUCAAGGUCAAGCCGCGGGACGAUCCGCAUGUCGCAAUCGCGGAACAGGGUCUGAAUGCUCUUUCGACCGCGUCCUCUCCACGAGCCCGGAUAUUUGAACUUCUACCAUCAGCAAUGUAUCUGCCUGCAUGGCUCCCAGGAUUGAGUUAUAAAAAAGACGCAGAAGACCUUCGUCGUUGGAGUGCCACUAUGAAGGAGAACCCUUGGCGCGCUGUGAAAGAAGGAUUCGCCAGCGUGUUCAAGGCUGAAGGGACUUCUUCCCCUUCCUUCGCUGCUGCUACACUGAACCAAUUGGAGAACAAGCCCUCGAUAGAGGAGGAAGUCAUCGCACAGCAACUAGCCACGAAUAUCUCAAACCAUUCUAUAACAGGUGGCGCGGACACAACUGUGUGCGCUCUGGAGAUCUUCAUCCUUGCUAUGCUCAAAUAUCCCGAAACCCAGAGAAAGGCUCAAGCUGAGAUUGAUUGUGCCAUCGGCCCUGAUCGAAUUCCUUCCUACGAGGACAAGGAGUUGCUUCCUUACGUGGAUGCGUUGACCUCUGAAGUCCUCAGGUGGCGUAAUGUCACCCCUUUGGCUGUUCCACACUAUCUCGCCGUCGACGAUGUCUACAAGGAUUAUUUCCUACCAGCUGGGUCAACAAUAAUCCCGAAUGUGUGGGCUAUGUUGCAUGAUAAGGAUGUAUACGGUCAUGACGCUAAAGACUUCAGGCCUGAGAGAUAUCUUGAUGGUGACCUCCCUCAACCAGACAUCGCGUUUGGUUUCGGACGUCGCCAAUGUCCAGGCAGACAUCUUGCGCGUGAAUCGGUCUGGCUAGCCAUUGCUGCUAUUUUGGCGACUCUCAAUAUCUCGAAGGAUAAAGACGAGAACGGAAAUGAUGUUGAGCCGGAAGAUGAUCAAGGAUCUGGUAUUGUUUCGUAUCCUGUGCCGUUCAAGUGCAAAAUCCAGCCGAGAUUCGCUGCUGCCUUGAAGUCGAUACAGAUGACGGAGGAGAUCAGUCCUUCUUCUCGGUUUGGCUCAUCUUCAUCUACCUCAAUUUUGGCCCUCUCUGCAUCCGUUGAGAUCGCCGAAAGAGACGGAGUUGAUUUUGGAGACUGGAGAGCACGGAAAGCCUCGGUUUGA
This is a messenger RNA of Stereum hirsutum FP-91666 SS1, 1689 nucleotides long. Its product is annotated as cytochrome P450. The coding region runs from base 1 to 1689 and encodes 562 amino acids. The record is from RefSeq and is a predicted model, not a curated record. Gene Ontology annotation, molecular function: iron ion binding; monooxygenase activity; oxidoreductase activity, acting on paired donors, with incorporation or reduction of molecular oxygen. NCBI's taxonomy places the organism in Eukaryota, Fungi, Basidiomycota, Agaricomycetes, Russulales, Stereaceae. The transcript has 18 exons.